This is a messenger RNA of Fusarium graminearum PH-1, 1344 nucleotides long. RefSeq lists its product as uncharacterized. The transcript is spliced from 3 exons. The coding region runs from base 1 to 1344 and encodes 447 amino acids. The record is from RefSeq and is a predicted model, not a curated record. NCBI's taxonomy places the organism in Eukaryota, Fungi, Ascomycota, Sordariomycetes, Hypocreales, Nectriaceae. Gene Ontology annotation, molecular function: N-acetyltransferase activity.
AUGGCUGAACACAAGCUGCCAAAGAUUCGCCCUCUGGGCAAACUUGAAGAAAUCGCUGCCGCUGCGCAUCACAUAGACUUCUUCACCAACUGUGCCUUUUCAGCGCACUACAAAGCAUCACAGCCCUUAACUGAUGUGGAUCUCAAGCCUCUAGUAUUUACAGCUCUAUCACAAGUCCUCCAUCAACAUCCCAUCCUCUUUGCUAUCCCUGUUGUUCCGGACACUGAACAGCCUUACUGGGGCCGCCUCCCAUCGAUUGACUUGAAUCAGGUUGUGUCCUUUGUUGAGCGAUCUAGCCCAUUGUCUUCUGAUUCUCAGACUGAUGUUGAGCUUGAUUCGCUACUCGAGGAUAGACACAACACCAGUUUCAAGGCUGGGUAUGGCACCCUACCAGUAUGGCGUUUGAUCAUCCUUCAAGACUACCACUCAAAAGAUGGGUUUGUGGCCUCUUUUGUUUAUCAUCACUCUAUGGCAGAUGGCGGAAGCUCUCAGAUCUUCCAAGAUGCAUUCCAAAGAGCCCUUUGUGAUAUCUCAUCGGGCUCGGUAGAGUUGCAGGUAGUUGAAGUCGUUACUUCAGACGAUCGUCCCAUCUCUUCGCCUCUAGAAGAUCUCCACCCCCUUCCCCUUCCAGAGAACCCACCUGUACUCGAUGCGGCCAAUCUCAACGAGUGGAGAGGAAGCACAGUCAGUGUUCCAAGCAAGACCAAAUACAAGUCGCUCUCUCUGGCACCAGAAGUUCUUCAAUCCUUUGCACAAGAGUGUAAAAAGAACAAGACAACCGUCACAGCAGCGCUUCCAGCUCUUGUAGCCAAAGUACUGUAUGACAUCCUGCCAUCUGAGACUGAGGGUUUGACGUGCAACCUACCAGUCAGUCUGCGUUCUGAUCUACCUCCUAAUCAGGUCGACGACGUGAUUGGGAACUUCAUCGAUGCUUUCAAGGUGCAGCUGCUUCGGUCGGAUCUAGAUCAGAGCUCAGAAGGCACCACUGCUAUUUGGAAGCAUGCGAAGAAGGUUCAACAAGCUACACGUCGGUACUUUGCCAACGCUUCACCGUCUGGAGAACCAUAUGCCAAUGUGGCUAUCUUCAAGCUCAUUCCAGAUAUCAAAGCAUUCUUAUCCAGUACUAUCGGCAACCCGAGGGGCGAGUCUUUUGAGGUUUCUAACCUUGGGCAUUUCCCAGAGCCCAAAAAUCUCAAAGGCAACGGCAAUCCACCUUGGCGUCGGGGCAAGUUGCUACUCAGUCGAUGCGCAUUCGCUCCUGGAGCCCCUUUGAUUAUUUGUGUAAUCGACAAUGAGGCAUCUACUAGGACCAUUGAUUGGCUUCCGGGUAGCAAUAUUAUUUGA